Ceratotherium simum simum (southern white rhinoceros) is the source of this 3240-nucleotide messenger RNA. It is a transcript of the gene ARL5B, whose product is annotated as ARF like GTPase 5B. Lineage: Eukaryota; Metazoa; Chordata; Mammalia; Perissodactyla; Rhinocerotidae. Gene Ontology annotation, molecular function: GTP binding; GTPase activity. The record is from RefSeq and is a predicted model, not a curated record.
GGGCGGGAGCGGGGAGGCGGGGCGGAGGCGGGGCGUGGGGCUGGUGGAGGCUGUGGUGGGUAGGUGGGUUCAGACCGAGGGGACUACGGGUCGGCGUUGGGUUCACUGGGCUCGAACAAAGGACGAUCCGGUAGAGACGCGGCGGGGCGCCUGCUGAGGGGUAGCUGAGCGGCCGGUGGAGGCUUCUCGGGCAGCCAGUGCCCCCGCCGCGUGGUCUCAGUGGGCUUCUCUUCGGUUCCCCGCAGCCAGCGCGGCGGGGGCGGCCCGGCCCAGCGGCACCUGCUGCCGAGGGACCCGCGCCCGCCAGGUGCUCGUGAUGGGGCUCAUCUUCGCUAAACUGUGGAGCCUCUUCUGUAACCAAGAACACAAAGUAAUUAUAGUGGGACUGGAUAAUGCAGGGAAAACCACCAUUCUUUAUCAAUUCUUAAUGAAUGAAGUAGUUCAUACAUCUCCAACCAUAGGAAGCAACGUGGAAGAAAUAGUUGUGAAGAACACUCAUUUUCUUAUGUGGGAUAUUGGUGGUCAGGAGUCGCUGCGGUCAUCCUGGAACACGUAUUACUCAAACACAGAGUUCAUCAUUCUGGUUGUUGAUAGCAUUGACAGGGAACGACUAGCUAUCACGAAAGAAGAAUUAUACAGAAUGUUGGCUCACGAGGAUUUACGGAAAGCCGGGGUCCUUAUCUUUGCGAAUAAACAGGACAUGAAGGGGUGCAUGACAGCAGCUGAAAUCUCCAAAUACCUCACCCUUAGCUCCAUUAAGGAUCACCCAUGGCACAUUCAGUCCUGCUGUGCUCUGACGGGAGAAGGGUUAUGCCAAGGUCUGGAGUGGAUGACUUCCCGGAUUGGUGUGAGAUAACUUUUUUGCUUGAAAGAGACUGCUCUAUUUAUUCUGUGACAUGAACAUUUUUUCCUAGUACUUUGGCUGCUAAGGCAGCAGCAUGUUUAAUUUAUAACAACACAAACCUCUAUGAGCAACACUUGAAUCAAGUGCAGCUGAACUGGAACAUAAAAGAUUUUUUCUUAACUUUUUUUUUAAUGCACUAAUCUUCAGUUGGAUGAACAUAAUGUGUAACUGUGUUUUCAGCAACAGGAUUCUUCUGACUGCUUAUUCUAAUUAUUCAGUGACUGCCUUGUAAGAAAUGUUUGUCAUAUGUUUAAUGUUUUCUGAAGUAUGGUAAUAACUUUAAUGACCAAUUUCUUUCAUUUCCUGACCACCCCUGCCCCCACCAGAUAAUUAACUGGUCUGACAGUGUAGUAGUGGAAAUCAUCAGGUAGUGCUUGCAAACUUAACGAGCACUGAAGAUUUGCUUCCUUUGUAAACCACGUAUCUUUUGGACAGAAUUUAUUAUAAAGAAAUCUGCCUAGAAGAUAUAUAUAAGAAAGAUUAAACAUCACGAGAACUGCCUUUAAGUGAGUUAGCUUCCCCCACAUUAUUGCAAGUCAUGGAAUAAUUUUAAGCUACUAUUAGCGUGGAAAUUAAGUAGGCUAUUUAUCUAAAAGAAUUAAAUUCACUUUUCUGCCUGCAACAUGGGGUUAGUUUUGGUUAAAAACUAAUCAAGGUAAAAUAUUGAUUGGUAAAAUAGUGAUUUGAAGGUCCAACUUUGAUAAUAAAUAUUUUGGAUAAAUCUGGUAUUUUAAGAAUGUCACAUUAUUCAAUGCACAUAAUAACUGUCAGAAGUUAUUAAAGCAUACCAGCACUAAUACUAAAACAAGACACUUGGAAUAUAUUUUAGUAUCAAUUACAAAUGUAUUUAUCAGCAAAACGUUCCACUAUUCCAUUUGCAAGGGACAUCACAUCUGUUUUGGGCGUUAGCUAAAGCAGAAGUAUAAACAGUUCAUUUUAUUUCUUAAAAUUGGAAAUUGUGUCUGUAAUAGUAUUUCUACCACCAGCAGUAUAUUACUUAAAAAACCAUGUGACUUUCCUUAAAUCUAUUUGAGGUUGUAGUGUAAUAGGCUUGAAACAAUUGCUAUCUUUGUGGUUAUGCCUCUUGUUGUAAAAUCUUUUGCUGGAUUCUAGGAAACUGCUGAAUUUAAUCCUAGCUUUUACAAUAUUACUGUGAUACUCAAAGUUAAUACACUAAUGACUUAAAAAAUAUUUAGGAAGAAAAAGUCAUAAUCUAUCAAAAGUUUAUUUAUUGGAUAGCAUUAAAAAAUUUUCAAGACAGUUUUCUAAUGUGAACAAUUAAUAGUGUGUACCUUAAGAGGGAGGACAAGUAUUAUAAUUUUGAUCCUCUUUAUUUCAAAUGUAUCAUUUUGCUAUAAUGAAAGGGAUAAAAUGCUUACUUAGAGAAUAAUACUUCAUUUUUGCAGUAUUUGUUUUCAUUUGGGUCAAAAAUAGGAUUCAGUGUUCAUAAGACUAUCAAAACACCUGUUCAAAAAUGGAAUUUUAAUUUUAAUAUUUUUUAUUGUAAGUUUAAAUUUUGCUCUGUUUUCAGGUAUACUUGAUUUCUUAUAUUUAGUCUAAUUAGUUGAAUGUGGUAACAUUUUUCUGAUUUCUAUUUAGUGGUAGCACACUCUAGGACUGAGAAAUGGCCAGAGGAAAGUUUUCUGGAGUUUGGGAACUAGUUGUUUAUUAACCUUGUUUUGAACCUUUUUCUUUGUAAUUCUGUACCAGGUAGAGGAUAAAUUUUGUUUUUAAUAUAACCCUUAAUCAAGAACAUGGGAGAAAAGCAGACAUAAAUCAAUAUGGAUGCUUUGUGGUGUGUAUGUGGUGGUGGGGUGGGGAGUAGGAGGAAUUAUGAAAAUAUCAUUUACCUAAAGCACACUUUGCUGGAAUUUCUAUCUUUGUUGUGUGGUUUAGCCAUAAAUUCUGAGGAUAAUUCUCUUAACUCUGUCCUGAGAAGAAGCAUAUUUAAUACUCCUGUAUUCGUUCUUAUUAUGAAAUUUGUCGUCUUGUAUCUAGUAGGAUUGGCUGGCUCAAUUUUCUUCUAUCAAAUUAUAUGGUUAUUUUUUAUAUUACCACAUCAGCAUUAUAUUGAAAGUGUUUUUAAUAGUUGAUUGUAUUUUGUCAAACAACUACUAGUAUAGACUCAAGUUUGCUAUUUAAUUUUUAAAACACAAUUUUUUUUAAUUUUCUAAAUCCUUUUUAAAACACGUUUUGUUAGUUUUGGAUUAGAAAUGCUUUAUGUAGCUGUGUGUUGAAGAUGAAAUUGGCAUUCAGCUAGAUUUUGUGCCAACAAUUGAGAAAAGUUCAGUUAGGAAAUUCAUGUGAGAAUUUUUAAAAGUAUUUUAUAGGUUCUC